Molecule: messenger RNA, 5806 nt
Organism: Chlorocebus sabaeus (green monkey)
Lineage: Eukaryota; Metazoa; Chordata; Mammalia; Primates; Cercopithecidae
Source: RefSeq, a predicted model, not a curated record
UUGGCCUCCAAAAGUGCUGGGAUUACUGAUGUGAGCCACUGCACCCAGGCUAGAGUACACUUUUGAUAAAUAUUUUUGAUUACGUAGAAUAAUUUUACGGUGAGUUCAAAGUAGGCUUUUGCAGUUUUUAUUGUGGACAUGUAUUUAUACUGUUAGUUUCAGGAUAUCUUUACUUAUCAUCUCCUGUGUUUUUAAUCAUAAUGUUUCCUUUUCAAACAACACAUUAUGAUGAAAGAUCAGUUUUCAAUGAAAUCAUUUAUAAGUAUGUACUAGCUACUGCAACUUCGGGGUUUGGAAAGGAAAAAUUAAAGUGCGCUAUGUUUACAUGUUGGAAACAUGUUGGAAAAAUCAGUCUAGGAUUGGAAGAAGGUGGGAAGAUUUAGGAGUAAUUGUUAAUGGGUACAAGAUUUCUUCUUAGAGUGAGAAAAUGUUCUAAAAUUAUUUGUGGUGAUGGGUACACAAGUAUGAUUAUACCUAAAAUCAUUGAAUCAUACACUUUAACUGGAUAAAUGAAAGGCUUUUAUAUUGGAAAGGAAAUAGUAAAACUGUAUCUGUUUGUAGAUAACAUGAUCUUAUAUAAAAAACAAAAAUCUUAAGGAGUCCCCUAAAAAUCUAUUAGAGGUAAUAAAUGACUUUUCACACUACCCACAUAGGGGUCCAUAUGGCGUUCUGGAUUCCCAUCAUAGCUUAAAGCAAAGCUUUUCACCAUGUCUGGAGCCCUUGAUGUCCUUCAAAUGAAGGAGGAGGAUGUCCUGCAAAUGAAGGAGGAGGAUGUCCUUAAGUUCCUUGCAGCAGGAACCCACUUAGGUGGUACCAAUCUUGGCUUCCAGAUGGAACAGUACAUCUCUAUGAGGAAAAGUGAUGGCAUCCACAUCAUAAAUCUGAAGAGGACCUGGGAGAAGCUUUUGCUGGCAGCUCGUGCCAUUGUUGUCAAUGAAAACCCUGCUGAUGUCAGUGUUAGAUUAUCCUCCAGGAAUAUUGGCCAGAGGGCUGUGCUGAAGUUUGCUGCUGCCACUGGAGCCACUCCAGUUGCUGGCCACUUCACUCCUGGAAUCUUCACUAACCACAUCCAGGCAGCCUUCCAGGAGCCACGGCUUCUUGUGGUUACUAACCCCAGGGCUGACAACCAACCUGUCACAGAGGCAUGUUAUGUUAACCUAUCUACCACUGAUUUGUGUAACACAGAUUCUCCUCUGCACUAUGUGGACAUUGCCAUUCCAUGCAACAAAAAGGGAGCUCACUCAGUGGGUUUGCUGUGGUGGAUGCCGGCCCAGGAAGUUUUGCACGUGUGUAGCACCAUUUCCCAUGAACACCCAUGGAAGUUCAUGCCUGAUCUCUACAGAGAUCCUGAAGAGAUUGAAAAAGCAGAGCAGACUGCUGCUGAAAAGGCUGUGACAAAGGAGGAAUUUCAGGGUGAAUGGACUGCUUCAGCUCCUGAGUUAACUGCUGCUCAGCCUGAGGUUGCAGACUGGUCUGAAGGUGUGCAGGUAUCCUCUGCACCUAUUCAUCAGUUCCCUACUGAAGACUGGAGCGCUCAGCCUGCCACAGAAGGCUGGUCCGCAGCUCCCAGUGCUCAGGCCAUUGAAUGGGUAGGAGCAACCACUGAAAGAUCUUAAGCUGUUCUUGCACACACUCUUAAGCAACAUGGAAAUAAGGUUGAUGGAAAAUAAACAUCAGUUUCUUAAAAAAAAAAAAAAAACAAGUAAUGCAUUCAGCUAGGUUGACAGAUAAAAUACCAAGAUAGAAAAAUCUAUUGGAUUUUUGCACAGUAUUAGUGGACAAACUGAAAAUGAAGUUAUGAAACAAUUUCAUUUAAGUAUCUUAAAAAGAAAUAAUGUACUUAAGUAUAAAUAUAACAACAGAAGUGUGAAACUUAUACUCUAAAAACUACAUAACAUUGAAAGACAUUAAAGGAAACUAAAUGGAAAGACAUUAAAUGUUGAUAUUUUGAAAAGAUUUAAUAUUUUUAGGAUGGCAGUUCUCCCCUAAAUUGAUCUAAAAUAAAUUUAAAUUUCCUACUAAAAUCACAGCUAAAUUCUUUGCACAAUUUGACAAGCUGCUCUUAAAAUUAAUAUGGAAAUUCAAGGGACCCAGUAUAGCCAAAACAAUCUUGAAAAAGACCAAAAUUGUGUUUCUCACUUCCCAAUUAAAAAACGUAUGAUGAAGCCAUACCAAUAUGUAGUUCUGGCAUAAUGAUAGACAUAUCUAUUAAUGGUAUAGAAUUGAGAACAGAAAUAAACCUUCACAUUUAUGGUAACCUGUCUUUCUAUAAGUGUGCCAUGGCAUAAAGAAUAGUCUUUUCAAUGAAGGGUACUAGAACACCUGCCCAUCCAUAUGGAAAAAAAAAGAAACCGGACCCCUAUCUCAUAUGUAAAAAUUAACUCAAAAUGAAUUAAAGACUUAGCUGUAAGAAUUAAAACUGCAACCAUUAGAAGAAGACAUAGGGAUACAUGUUUAUGACCGAGCAUAGGAUAUGGGCUGGCAAAUGAUUCUUAGAUAGGUCAUGUGCAUGAGCAAUAAGAGAAAAGAAUACAUAAAUUAGAUUUUGUCAAGUUUUGAAACUUUUGUGCUUUAAAGGACACCAUCAAGAAAGUGAAAAGACAACCCACAGAAUGGGAGAAAAUUGCACUCACAUAUCUAUUUUAUCUUGAAUAUAUAAAGAAUUAUUUAGACCCAAUAAUGAUGAAAAGACAAAUAACUCACUUUUAAAAAUGGGCAGAAUAUCUGAAUAGGCAGUUUCCCAAAAGAAGAUAUACAAAUGACUAAGGAGCACAUAAAAAGAUUCUCAACAUAAUUAGCUGUCAGGUAUAUUAAAAUCAAAACUACAAUGAGAUACCGUUUCACUCCUGCUAGGAUGAUGGGUAUAAUCAGAAGAACAGAAGUUUUGGCAAGGAUUUGGAGAACCCUAAGCCAUUGCUGGUAGGAAUGUUAAAUGGUGUAGCCUUUUUGGAAAAGAAUCUUGCAAUUCCUUAAAUAUUUGAACAUAGAGUUGCCAUAUACAGUAAUUCUGCUCCUAGGUAUAUACACAAGACAAAUGAAAAUGUUUGCACAAAUGUUUAUAGCAGCAUUAUGUAUAAUAGCCUAAACAUGUAAACACCCCAAGUGUGUUACUAACUGAUAAAUGAAUAAACAAAAUUUGGAAUAUCCAUACAAUAGAAUAUCAUUUGACAAAAAAGAAAUGCAGUACUGAUACAUGUUACAACAUGGGCAAAUUUUGAAAAUAUCAUGCUAAAUGAAAGAAGCCAGUCAUAAAAGCACACAUGUUUUAUGAUUCUUGUGUCUGAGAAGUGGCCUGAACAUGCAUAUUUUUAGAGACAGAAAAUAGUGUUUGCCUAGGACUUGUGAGGAUGAGAUUUUUGCCCGUGGUGACUCAAGAGUGAACUGGUUUUUUUGGGGGGUGUUGAAAAAUGUUCUAAAAUUGAUGUGGUGAUGCCUGUACAACUCGAAAUAUACUAAACAGCAUUGAACUGUACACUUCAAAGGGAUGAAUUGUGUAGUAUGUGAAUUAUGUCUUAAGAAGCUGAUAAAUAAAGAAUAUAUAUUUAUUGGGCUGUUUUACCCUUCAAAUGGAUUUUACCCAUAUGUGAUAUUUUUUACCAUGAUACAUUGAUCAUUUGCAGAGUUUUUGUUCCUUAAAUUAUGCAUAUCCUACAAAUGUAAAAUGUCUCAUUUGUCAAUAUCACUACUAAACAAGAAAAUAGUCUGUAAGCAUUGGGAACCUCGCUGGUGGAUAUGAGUUUUACAUGAUCAUAAUUUUCAGAGACCCAGGGAGAAUUAUCUCCCAUUCUUUGGUUAGUUUUCCAUACACUGUUGCCUAAUUGUCUUUCUGAAAUACAGAUUUAUCAUGUAACUCUCUGAUCCCAGCCUGCUUGUCAUUGUCAUGCACAGUUAGUCCUUCAUAAAAUAUGCCAUUAUGGGCCCCAUCUUUUACUAAAUUCAGAGAAAGCCUGCCCAUGUCUCUGUAUUUUUGUGCGUAUGAGUUUCUCUAUUUAUAAUUCACUUUAGUUUAUUUUUCUUGUUUUCAGCCUGGUAAAAUCUUCAAACUUCAAGAACCAGCACAUCUGUCAUUUACUCUUUGACCUUUUCAUUAUGCCCCAUAUUCUUUGGUGCUUUCCAAGUAUUUUGUUCGUACCUUUGUUAUAACACUGCUUGUAUUUUGUUUUCAUGCUUACUCCUCCACUAGAGCUAUGAACUUCUGAUGACUUUAUUUGUGCUUGUAUUGCCUCACAGAGUACUUUUAGAUAUAGUAAGAGUCUCUUGGAUUAACAAGUGCCUAAUUUUAUUGUGGGUGCUCAGAAAUACUUUUAUUUUGAUGAUGUUAUAAUUGAGGUAUGAAUCAGACUCCCCUUACACUUUCUGCAUAUAAAUCUUUUUUGUAAAAGAACUCUAUUCAUUUUAAUUAUCCUAUGAAAACUUAAUUACCAAUAUUGUUUGUAGAUGUCUGUUGCCAGAUUUUUUAAAAAAUGAUGCAUUACCAUCCCCAUAAGUGAUAUUGCCUUUUGCUUUUUUUCAUAUAAAAAUGACAACUUUGCCUGUCAAAUUAUAAAAAAUGGUUUCUCAUUAUUUUCAUUUGCCAUUCUUCUAGAGAAUAUAUAUGUUUCUUGUUUGUUAGUGUUUAUAUCAUUGCUCUUUUAAAAAAAUUGUAGUUAUGCAAGAAUGGGUGUAGGCAGGCUAAAAUAUGGACUCUCCAGAAAUGUGGAUAUGCCUGGGAAAUUGUCAUUUGAUUCACCUGUCUUCACAAUGAGCAUUUUGGACCAUGAUACAGUUGUUAGUACCUAUUUCCACUUGGCCGAUAGGCAGGCUCAAAGCUGUAGUCUCUUAUUAGAGUCAAACAAGGGAGGCCGGAAUGGCAAGAGCCAUUUUUUUUUUUUAACUGCUGGUGCUACCUCAGCAGCACCAGGACAGUGGCAAAGGGGGCUUCUUCAAAGAUUUUAUGGUAUCUCUACUUUAUGUCAAAGUCUAAGCUAUCAGUAUUUUUCUUUGUAGUAUUCAGUGUAUGUGCCAUAGUUAGGAAAUCUUUGUCUUAGUUAUUAAAAUAAGUGGUUGAAUUUUCUAAUACCUUUAUGAGUUCUGUUUUGUUUUGGUUUGUUUUUUCAUUUGUAUGGGGUUUUUGUUGUUGCUGCUGCUGCUGUUGUUUUUACACUUUUGGUUAAAGAUUUUUUGGUUAAAGUGUGACAGGAGAAACUUUUCUUUUUUUCCCUGAAAAUGGUUCUAUUUUUAUGCCAGCUUAAUGUACUAAUUCCCUCAUUUCCAUCUAAAAAAAAAAUCACCUUUAUUUUAAUACUGUAUUGCCAUAGGUAUUUGGUCUGUGUAUGCACUCUGUAUUUUUUCUUUUGAGCUCUGUAUUAGUACCAAAUUGUUUCAAAAGCAAUUAACAAAUAAUACAUUUUAAUACCUCGUAGUAAACUGCUCCCUUAAUCCCAUCAUUAUUACUCAUCUAUUUCAGAAGGUAGGUACUUUCUUAUUAUUCUUCCACGUGAAUUUAAAAAUCAUAUUGAUAUUUUCAAAAUAUCACACUGGACUUUGUAGGUUCUUUGGGAAGAAAUAACAUUUUUAGGGUAAAUUUUUGUUUUUUUAAUCAUAUAUCAAGAUUUUCAUUUUAAUUUUUUAUUUCAUAGCUUUUUAUUAUCAAAAAUUUCAAACAUACACAGAGAAAGAAUAAUAGGUAUAAUGAACUCCAUGUUCCUGUUAUCCAGCUAUCUAGCUUCAGUAAUUAUUUACAGUUGCCAAACUUGAUUUAAGUACCUCUCCUAUGAAACAAGUCCCAGAUGUCUUAUUUCAUCCUCAAAUUCUCCAGAUUGCCUGA